Molecule: messenger RNA, 1203 nt
Organism: Paramuricea clavata
Lineage: Eukaryota; Metazoa; Cnidaria; Anthozoa; Malacalcyonacea; Plexauridae
Source: the annotation of a GenBank genome assembly
AUGGUAGCUACACGAAAGAAAAAUGGCGAAACGCGCAUUUGUCUAGAUCCACGAAACCUGAAUCUAGCUUUGAAGAGAUCUCAUUAUCCAAUGAGAACAGUCGAAAGUGUUGCUGCUCGUAUGCCAGGUGCCACAGUGUUUUCUACCUUAGAUGCAAAAUCUGGAUUUUGGCAGAUUACGCUAAACGAGGAGUCAUCGAUGCUGACCACAUUUGGUACACCAUUUGGAAGAUUUCGAUAUCUGCGAAUGCCGUUUGGUAUAAAUAUAGCAUCAGAUGUACUUCAAAGAACAAUGGAACAGUUGUUCACCGGCUACCCUUGUGAGAUCAUUGUUGACGACAUACUAAUUUGGGGACGUGACAUUGCUGAGCACGAUUAUAAUCUCGAGAAAGUAUUGCAGAGAGCAAAGAAAGUUAACCUCAAGCUAAGUACAAAGAAGUGCAAGUUCUGACUCAAAAGUGUUUCAUACCUUGGGCACCGGUUCACAAAAGAUGGUCUCAAGCCAGAAGAAGACAAGAUAAAAGCAAUCAAAGAAAUGCCAGCUCCUGAUGGUCCAAAGGCUUUACAAAGAUUUCUUGGAAUGGUGAAUUACCUGCAUAAAUUCAUCGAUAAUUUCAGUGAAAAAACUGCUCUACUCCGCCAGUUGCUGAACAAAGACACAAAGUGGUCCUGGGAUGUACAUUAUCAAGUGGCUUUCGAGAAGCUCAAGAAAGAAAUCAGCAACUCUCCAGUGCUAAAGUUCUUCAAUCCUGCGAGACAAGUUGUUUUAUCCGUCGAUGCUUCCAAGAGUGGUUUAGGAGCAGUCUGUCUUCAAGACGGUUCUCCAGUGGCGCAUGCUUCUCGUGUGAUGACCGAAACGGAAAGUAGGUACGCACAAAUCGAGAAAGAAUUGUUGGCUGCAGUUUUCGCCUGCACAAAGUUUUAUGAUUUCACGUAUGGCAACAAAGUUGCGAUAGAAACCGAUCAUAAACCCCUUAUCACGAUCGUGAAGAAACCUCUACACGUAGCUCCAGCACGACUCCAACGGAUGCUUCUGCAACUUCAGCGAUAUGACCUGGAAUUUGUCUAUAAGAGAGGAAGUGAUCUAUUCGUGGCAGAUACCCUAUCACGUGCUUAUAUUAGUAAGAAACCCAAUCAAGAGAACCACGACGAGUUUGAAGUUAUGUCGGUUGAAUCCAUAUCACCUACAAGAAUGGAAGGUUAA